Molecule: messenger RNA, 1279 nt
Organism: Kogia breviceps (pygmy sperm whale)
Lineage: Eukaryota; Metazoa; Chordata; Mammalia; Artiodactyla; Physeteridae
Gene: SRM
Product: spermidine synthase
Biological process (GO): polyamine metabolic process
Molecular function (GO): catalytic activity
Source: RefSeq, a predicted model, not a curated record
CGGCGGGGAGGAGUUGGUCCCGUUGUGCUGCGGCUCCGCGCGGCCUGCAGUCCCGGGCCCGCGCCCCGCGCCGCCCGCCCGCCCGCCGCCAUGGAGCCCGGCCUUGACGGCCCCGCCGCCUCCGGCCCCGCUGCCAUCCGUGAGGGCUGGUUCCGCGAGACGUGCAGCCUGUGGCCCGGCCAGGCCCUGUCUCUGCAGGUGGAACAGCUGCUACACCAUCGACGCUCGCGGUACCAGGAUAUCCUCGUCUUUCGCAGUAAGAGCUACGGUAACGUGCUGGUGUUGGACGGUGUCAUCCAGUGCACAGAGAGGGACGAGUUCUCCUACCAGGAGAUGAUCGCCAACCUGCCUCUCUACAGCCACCCCAACCCGCGCAAGGUGCUGAUCAUCGGGGGCGGGGAUGGGGGUGUCCUGCGGGAGGUGGUCAAGCAUUCCUCCGUGGAGUCGGUGGUCCAGUGCGAGAUUGACGAGGAUGUCAUUCAAGUCUCUAAGAAGUUCCUGCCGGGCAUGGCCAUUGGCUACUCUAGCUCAAAGCUGACCCUACACGUGGGUGAUGGUUUUGAGUUCAUGAAACAGAACCAGGACGCCUUCGACGUCAUCAUCACUGACUCCUCAGACCCUAUGGGCCCUGCUGAGAGUCUGUUCAAGGAGUCCUACUACCAGCUCAUGAAGACCGCCCUCAAAGAGGACGGCAUCCUCUGCUGCCAGGGCGAGUGCCAGUGGCUGCACCUGGACCUCAUCAAGGAGAUGCGGCACUUCUGCAAGUCGCUCUUCCCCGUGGUGGACUAUGCCUACUGCACCAUCCCCACCUACCCCAGCGGCCAGAUCGGCUUCAUGCUGUGCAGCAAAAACCCAAGCACCAACUUCCGGGAGCCCGUGCACCAGCUGACGCAGAAGCAGGUGGAGGAGAUGCAGCUGAAAUACUACAACUCCAGCGUGCACCGGGCGGCCUUCGUCCUGCCCGAGUUUGCCCGGAAGGCUCUGAAUGAUGUGCGCUGAGCCCACGUACCGCUGCCCACGCUGCCCAGGACCUCGGCCAGGGAGCCUCCGGGGCGCCUGGGCCCCACCAGCCCUGGACAAGACCCCCCGCUGGCUCGCCCACCAACCGAGUGUUACAGGCCCCAGAACGCUGCCCGGCCGGCCCUGCUGGGUGGACUGUCUGUCUUCCUGUGUGUGGAGUUCAGCCUCCAAGCCUAUGCCAGCUGUGUACAGCCACCACCCACCUUCUGUCGCCCCUCACUCACCAAACACGUGUAUUUAUAACAAAAUGCUGAAUUGU